GCCGCUGAGAGGCUCACGGAUCCCAGUGGCCCUCAGCUGCCGGCGCCACGCCCUGCCUCCCCCUGCAGGGCCCCAGACCAAGGCUGGGAGGAGGAAGGGACCCUUGACAUCCCGAUCUCCACCAAGGUUCCAGCCCGACCAAGCAGCCUCUUAGCCUGAGGAUGACCUCGCCCUCCAGCCCUCCAGCUUUUAGGCUGGAGACGUCCGAUGGGGGUCAAGAAGAUGGCGCUGAGGACAGAGGAAAGCAGGGCUUUGGGGGUGGGCCACCCCCCAUGGAGUCGCCAUUUCAGGGCGAGGACCGGAACUUCCCCACUAAGAUCAAAGUGAACCUCAACUACCGGCAGGGAGCAGGUGCCAGCCAGCCAGACUCAAACCGCUUUGACCGUGACCGGCUCUUCAGUGUGGUCUCCCGGGGUGUCCCCGAGGAUCUGGAUGGACUACAGGAGUACCUGCGCCGGACCAGCAAGUACCUCACCGACUCAGAGUACACAGAGGGCUCCACAGGGAAGACGUGCCUGAUGAAGGCCGUGCUGAAUCUUCAGGAUGGGGUCAACGCCUGCAUCCCGCGGCUGCUGCAGAUCGACCGGGACUCAGGCAAUCCGCGGCCCCUGGUCAAUGCCCAGUGUACAGAUGAGUACUACCGAGGCCACAGUGCCUUGCACAUUGCCAUUGAGAAGAGGAGCCUGCAGUGUGUGAUGCUCCUGGUGGAGAACGGAGCUGAUGUGCAUGCCCGGGCCUGUGGCCACUUCUUCCAGAAGAGUAAAGGGACUUGCUUCUAUUUCGGCGAGCUGCCCCUCUCUCUGGCCGUGUGCACCAAGCAGUGGGAUGUGGUGAGCUACCUCCUGGAGAACCCGCACCAGCGCGCCAGCCUGCAGGCCACCGACUCCCUGGGCAACACGGCCCUGCACGCCCUGGUGAUGAUUGCAGACAACUCACCUGAGAACAGUGCACUGGUGAUCCCCAUGUAUGACAGGCUCCUCCAAGCUGGGGCCCGCCUCUGCUCCCAAGUGCAGCUCGAGGACAUCCCCAACCUGGAGGGCCUCACACCCCUGAAGCUGGCUGCCAAGGAGGGCAAAAUCGAGAUUUUCAGGCACAUCCUGCAGCGAGAGUUCUCAGGACCAUGCCAGCCUCUUUCCCGAAAGUUCACCGAGUGGUGCUACGGGCCUGUCCGGGUGUCCCUGUACGACCUGGCCUCUGUGGACAGCUGUGAGGAGAACUCAGUGCUGGAGAUCAUUGCCUUUCAUUGCAGGACCCCGCACCGACACCGAAUGGUAGUCUUGGAGCCCCUGAACAAACUGCUGCAGGCGAAAUGGGAUCUGCUCAUCCCCAGGUUCUUCUUCAACUUCCUGUGUUAUCUGAUCUACAUGCUCAUCUUCACAGCUGUUGCCUACCACCAGCCUGCCCUGGAGAAGGCCUUUCUCCCCCUGAAGCCCACGGCAGGAAACUCCAUGCUGCUGCUCGGCCACAUCCUGAUCCUGCUAGGGGGGGUCUACCUCCUCCUGGGCCAGCUGUGGUACUUCUGGCGGCGCCGCCUGUUCAUCUGGACCUCCUUCAUGGAUAGCUACUUUGAAAUCCUCUUCCUGGUCCAGGCCCUGCUCACAGUGCUGUCCCAGGUGCUGUGUUUCCUGGCCAUCGAGUGGUACCUGCCCCUGCUUGUGUCCUCGCUGGUGCUGGGCUGGCUGAACCUGCUUUACUAUACCCGUGGCUUCCAACACACAGGCAUCUACAGCGUCAUGAUCCAGAAGGUCAUCCUGCGGGACCUGCUCCGCUUCCUUCUGGUCUACUUGAUCUUCCUUUUUGGCUUCGCUGUAGCCCUGGUAAGCCUGAGCCGGGAGGCCUGGGUCCCUGGAGCCCCUGCAGGCCCCAAUACCACGGUGGCGCAGCCUGUGGCUGGACAGGAGGAUGAGGAGGGCAGUGGGACCCCGUACCGGGGCAUCCUGGACGCCUCCUUGGAGCUCUUCAAAUUCACCAUCGGCAUGGGCGAGCUGGCCUUCCAGGAGCAGCUGCGCUUCCGCGGGGUGGUGCUGCUGCUGCUGCUGGCCUACGUGCUGCUCACCUACGUGCUGCUGCUGAACAUGCUCAUCGCCCUCAUGAGCGAGACCGUCAACAGCGUCGCCACCGACAGCUGGAGCAUCUGGAAGCUGCAGAAAGCCAUUGCUGUCCUGGAGAUGGAGAACGGCUACUGGUGGUGCAGGAGGAAGAAGCAGCGGGCGGGCGUGAUGCUGACUGUGGGCACCCGGCCAGAUGGCAGCCCCGAUGAGCGCUGGUGCUUCAGGGUGGAGGAGGUGAACUGGGCUGCGUGGGAGCAGACGCUGCCUACACUGUGUGAGGAGCCGUCGGGAGCAGGUGUCCCUGGUGUGAUGAGGGACCUCACUUUGGCCUCCCGACCUGGGCAGGCUGGUGCCUUGGAGGAAGACCACGUGCCCCUCCAGCCUCUCCAGUCUCACUGAUGGCCUAGACGCAGCAGGACGCCAGCAAGACCGAGCAGGGAUUCUUCUAGUCACACCUGCAGACUCUGGGGGCCCAGUGAAUUUUGGUGUCAAAUAUAAAUAUUUUUUUCACAACUAACUC
Messenger RNA from Lemur catta (Ring-tailed lemur), 2571 nucleotides. RefSeq names its product transient receptor potential cation channel subfamily V member 2 (gene TRPV2). Bases 162 to 2450 code for a protein of 762 amino acids. Gene Ontology annotation, molecular function: calcium channel activity; protein binding. The transcript has 15 exons. Lineage: Eukaryota; Metazoa; Chordata; Mammalia; Primates; Lemuridae. Gene Ontology annotation, biological process: calcium ion import across plasma membrane. Gene Ontology annotation, cellular component: membrane. The record is from RefSeq and is a predicted model, not a curated record.